This is a messenger RNA of Brassica rapa (field mustard), 634 nucleotides long. Its product is annotated as metallothionein-like protein type 2, MT2-18. Lineage: Eukaryota; Viridiplantae; Streptophyta; Magnoliopsida; Brassicales; Brassicaceae. The record is from RefSeq and is a predicted model, not a curated record. Gene Ontology annotation, molecular function: metal ion binding.
CGACACGUGUAUGGUCAGUAUUCUCUCAUUUAGCCUAUAAAGUUGGAGGCUUCAUCAAUCUAAAAAUUCAUUCUGUGAUAACUUUCUACCAGCGAUCAAUUUGAUUAACAUUCUCUGCUAUUUCUUCGGUCUUUCUCGAGAAAAUGUCUUGCUGUGGUGGAAACUGUGGUUGUGGAUCUGGCUGCAAGUGCGGCAACGGUUGCGGAGGUUGCAAAAUGUACCCGGACUUGGGCUUUUCCGGCGAGUCGACCACGACCGAGACUUUCGUCUUCGGCGUUGCACCGGCGAUGAAGAACCAGUACGAGGCUUCUGGAGAGGGUGUCGCUGAGAACGAUGCAUGCAAGUGUGGAUCUGACUGCAAGUGUGACCCUUGCACCUGUAAAUGAAUAAUGAAACCUUUCUAAGGAGGCAGAGAUAAUCAGAGUUUAAUUAUAUUAAGUAACCCUAAUGAUGUUCUAGGUUUUGUUUUACGGUGUAAUAAUGGCUGCAGGAUUUUGUCUUUUAGCCGAUAAUGGUUUUCGUUUGUGUUGACGUCAUAUUUAGAUGUCUCUGCCAUGUGUGACGGAUGAGUCAGUUUGUACUUUCUAUGGAAUGAACGUGAAUGAUUCUCUAAUAUAAUAGUAGUUCUUUUAAA